Messenger RNA from Salvia miltiorrhiza (redroot sage), 1524 nucleotides. RefSeq lists its product as uncharacterized. The transcript has 4 exons. The record is from RefSeq and is a predicted model, not a curated record. Bases 747 to 1160 code for a protein of 137 amino acids. Lineage: Eukaryota; Viridiplantae; Streptophyta; Magnoliopsida; Lamiales; Lamiaceae.
GACUUGUGAUAUUUAGGGAAGAAUUUAUCUGUUUCUAAUGGAUAUGAGGAAGAUGAAAGGAUUUUGAAAGAAGUGGAAAAACAUCCAGAGAGACCCCGAGUUCAACCACCUCCUCUUUGCUCACUCCAAUAUUGAUCUCAAGUGGCGGAAUUUGAGUGUUGCUAGUGGCCAAGGCCCAAGAGAUAAAUCAAAGGCAUCCAAAGGAAAAGCCAAUCCUGCUGACACUCCUGCUGCUCCACUGCCAAUUGCACAGACCUCUGGUUCUGUUGAGGUUCAACAGAGAGCUUCUCAAUCUUCUGGUUCGAAAAUUUUAUUUCAUGCCUUUAAGUUCACACAAAUGUGUAUACGUAAGUUGGAUGUUUCAUAUUUUUGAAAUGGAGAUUCAAGUGCACAUGCAUUGUUCAAUUAUUAUUUAAUCCAUGCAAACCUGGUGCAACUUAUCUUUUGCAGAACUCAGCUGAAGAGCAGAAAUCAAGGGAGUCACAGUUAAUUGUGAGGGAAGCUCUCUCAAAGAAAGAGCCUAAAGAAGAAUUAGGUGCCGGAACUUCCGACUCUCCUGAUCAUAGUGAUGAAGAUGAGUCCAGCUUUGAUACACGAAUGCGUCAGCAAAUACUAAGAAGAAGGCAGGAGCUAGGAGACAAGCCAACUAAAAAAGACUUGCGCAAUGGUGAGCAUAUUUUUUGAUAGUAUUUGAUUAUUUCAUGGUUUGGCAUAAUUGAUCACAGAUGCUUCAUUCAAGUUCUUGAAUGGCCUGGGGUAAGUUCUCGGUAGACUGCAAAUAUCAGUUAUGCUAUUUUUCAUUGGUGGUAGUACACCUUUUGUCCUUUGCUGCUGAUUUAACUUGUCAAACUUUCCACUUGAAAUCCUUUAGAAAAUUGUUUCUUGUAGCAGUGAAUCUAUUACCUGCUUUACAAAUAUGUUUCUGUUUAUUCUUUGUUUACUUGACUGGACUUGAAUCCUUAAUACUUGAACUUGUCUUUUUGCAUCGGCGGAGCGUAAGGCUUCUCAGAAGCAUGCAGCAUCUCCUCCUAGAUGCAGAUUUACAGUUGCUUGGAGAAGCAGAACGAUCAAGACAGCUGCACAAGCAAAAGAAGCGCAGGCGUCAAGGACAUGAAGAUGAAGUGCUAAACCGGAUGGCUGGACUGGACAGGAAAUCAUGAUUUCCUAAUAGUUUUGAAUAAGUGAAUUUGGGCAUUCUUGAGGUAAGAUAGCUAAAUGUUUGAUGCUUAUGUAAUUGAACUCUUGGGAGCGUGGAAUGUGAUUAUAUGAUAGAAAUUGGGGGAUAUUGAGCAUGUUACUAUGUGUUGAGCCAAUUUUGAUUUAUGAAUAAGGGAAGAACGACUUUUAGUAUUGAGUGGAGAACUUGUGGUGAUUGGUUGUGUUAUAACUUGCUUUCUUGGUGUUGAUGAGUUAAAUAUGAUUUAAAUUUCAAGCUAAAGCAUGCUAAUGUGUAGUAAGAUGAUGUAUUUGAGAUCUUAUAGCUUUUAUUUGGCCAAAAUAUGAGUUAUAUGUUGAGUUUCAACA